Molecule: messenger RNA, 243 nt
Organism: Ophidiomyces ophidiicola
Lineage: Eukaryota; Fungi; Ascomycota; Eurotiomycetes; Onygenales; Onygenaceae
Exons: 1
Coding region: 1-243 (80 amino acids)
Source: RefSeq, a predicted model, not a curated record
AUGGCCGAGAGAGCCAAGUGGAAUAUGGCGCUUGAGUGCAUUUACACAGUCGACGAACGCAGGGAAGCUUUCAAGGAGACACGAUAUCUUGAUUUCACUCCAAGGCAGCUUACCUCUACCAAAUCUGUAUCAAGAAGCCAAUGGACCCUUAUCGACGGCGAGAAGGUUUAUCAUCUUGGUAGGCAACUAGGCAUUGCCUAUGCAUGGAAUUCCAUCGCUGGAAAUAACGCUCAACUAGCAUAA